Colossoma macropomum (tambaqui) is the source of this 3696-nucleotide messenger RNA. RefSeq lists its product as uncharacterized. Lineage: Eukaryota; Metazoa; Chordata; Actinopteri; Characiformes; Serrasalmidae. The coding region runs from base 1363 to 3456 and encodes 697 amino acids. The transcript is spliced from 7 exons. The record is from RefSeq and is a predicted model, not a curated record.
AAUAAAAUUUAGCUCAUAGACUCGAUAGGCAAACAUUGGGAACAAAAUGGGUCACACUGAAGAGCUCAGUAACUUUAAGCAUGGCAUUGUCCUAAGAUCAGAUAAGAUCUGUCAGUUUGUGAAAUUUGUGUCCAGCAACCGUAAGUGCUAUCACUGUGAAGUGGAGACGAAGUAAACUCAGAGAGCGGGGCCGCCGAGGGCUGAAGCACGUAGCACAUGUCCUCUGUUGAAACACUCACUAUAGAGUUCCAAAGUGCCUCUGGAAGUGACAUUAGCAAAAGAACUGUGCCUUGGCAGCUUCAUAAAAUGGGUUUCAGUAGCUGAGCAACUACAAACAAGCCUAAGAUCAAAAUGCGCAAGUCCAAGCGUCAGGGGUGAGUGGUCUAAAGCACGGCACUACUGGAUUCUGGAAAUGUGUUCUCUGGAGUGAUGAAUUUUGCUUCACCAUCUGGCAGUCUGAUGGACAAAUCUGGGUUUGUCAGAUGCCAGGAGAACAGUACCUACCAAAACGCACAGUGCAAACAGUAAGGUUUGGUGGAUGAGGGAUAAUGGUCUGGGGCUGUUUUUGAGGGUAUAGACUCGACCCCUUAGGCUUUGUGGCAGCAGUUUGGGAAACACAGAGCCCUGACCUCCAACUUGGAAUGGAAUAUGUAGGUGUUAACAAACCUCUGGCAAUGUAGUGUAUGUAAAACUGCAAUUUCUCUGUAUGUGUGUGUGUGUUAAAGAGAAAGAGAGUGAAAGAGAGAGUAGUGGAGAAUGCUGGCGGCAAAUCCUCAGUGACUUUUGUUCUGAUUUACCUACGUGUCAGAUUUGUUUGUCUGUGUACUUUGCCCCUGAUCGACGGGUCAGUGUCCAGAAUUCUCUUACAACUGAUUUUUCUCGUUAUCUAUCUACCUAUAUCAGUGUAAAAUAAAAUACAUAUGCUAUUUUGUCUUUGUGUGAGGACAAAUAUCACUGAUUAGUGGCAACACCACAGGAAAGAAAAAACUUUUAAUUUUACCCGUUGAUUUGCUAUGUUUUUGGCUCUACGCUUCCACUUUAAACUGCAUAAGAUUUCAACACAAUACCCAAACUUGCUCCGUACUUUUACACCCCUGCUAAUCAGAGCACUUGAGACCAGUAACAGUAGUCACAGCAGUGCUCAUAACCUGAAGUAGUUUACAGUCAGGAAAUAAAAUGCCAUUUGUACAGAAAACCAACUGGUAUGGGCAGUUUCACAAGGCAGGUGAGGCACUCAGAGGCGGGAGUGAGACAGAGGGAGGGGAAAAAACCCUGGUUACCAGGUAGGAGACAGAAAAGCAUUAGAAUGAACGAGAAAGAGCAAGCUCAAUAAGUGAUAAGGAAGGGAACCAAAUUCAUAACAUGAGAAGCCGAAAAGGAGACCGAGGGAAGCAGGACACUGAAAAAACAACAACAGAGAUGACUGAAGGAAGACAGGCAAUCCACACUAGCUCUGUGCUUCAGUCUAUGCUGAACAGACUCAAGUCUAAUGAGAAGGUCAAGCCUCCCGGCCUAAACACGUCUAAAUGGUAUAUCCACCCAAAGGACACAGAUCAGAGCACGUGUGAAGUUACUGUGGACAAACUGGAAUCAGAUUUUCCAAGGAGAGAUUGUUCAGAGACCACAAACGAUCCUCAAAGUUUAGAGAGCACAGUCAGGAAUGCUGCUGAUGAAGAAAUUACAAGAAAUGACACACUAGGAACUGACUGUCAAGAGUCUAGAUCUUCUCCAAGCGUAUUGCCCGAAUACGAGAGAAGGAAAUACACAUCUAAUCAUUUGCACGAUCUGAUGAAGGAGGAACAAGAUCCAGAGACCAAUAAAGGUCAGCUUGAGCGGGAAAAUGUGAGGGCGGAGCCUGGGCCGGAGGAGGAAACUUCUGGAGCGGAAUCACAUUUCAAUAGUGUGAAGGACAGUCUGACUCAGGAACUGUCAUUAAGCCAUGGCCCCAAACAGCUCUCCCUUCCUUUCCUAGGCCCAAGUGUUACCAAAGGAAAAACAGUGUCAAUGACAGAACCUGGACCAACCCCCUCAACACCACCCCUAUCCAAUGAAUGCCACCUUAGCUUUGAAAGGGAUGGAAAACCUAAGACUCAAGAACCUUCAGUCAAGGACAAACACGUGGCUGAACAAGGUCUGGACUCAUGCAAGACCUUUGAGAAUCCAAUCAGUAGGCCAGCACGAUCUGUUUCUGAUCCAAUAAGGAGUGAAAUGAGAAGUGAUAGAUAUCUCUCAGUUCCAAACAGCUGCUCUAUGGCAGAUAUGGACAAAGCUGACAUGCAUUUUGCCCAAGCAAAUCAAAUUCCAAAACAGACAGCCAUGCUAAAGGCAGAUAUACUAGAGCCAGUGGACUAUGAUGGCUCUAAAACGCAAAAGAAGGUGAAGACGGAGAACAUCAUUCAAAAAUUAGCGGCAAGGUUGAAAGAGAAAAACAGUCAGGAGCAAAAUAGUAGCAGUAGGACCAACCACGAUGAUGAAGAGGAGGCACGAUCUGUUACUUCUAUGGAACAAGCAGAGCCACCAGUGAAGUUUCAGCCUAGCCCACCACUCUCCCCAAAAGAGGAGAACUCCACUGCAGUGCAUGUCAGACUACAAAGGACUUUUACGCUUCGAGACUUCACGCUCAACCUGGAGCCCAUCAACUUACUGGAGGAGGUCCUUACAGGAGAAGAAUGGGCAAGGUUCCUGUCUGCCAAAGAAAGCCCACCACAAGCUGAAACCAAUGCCCAAUUACAGACAGAGAGCUCUGGUCAAUCAGAUGAUGUCCAGUCUCACGGUUUGGUCAUAAAGCAGAAACUAUCAACAAAGAAAGAUGAAAGUCAUUCAGACGUAGAUGAGAUUAGUGUUAGUGACAUCCCUUUAGAUAAGGGCAGCCAGUCACGUCAAAGACAAGACAAGCCACACUCAGUCAUUUUUGCUGUACCAAAGGCGCUAAUAACUAAUGCUGCAGUAAAACAAAGAAGAUCCGAAGUACCACAAUAUGAACCCUCCAAUGACGAUGAUGUUUAUGACUUUGUGGAGGUGUAUAUGCUUCCAAAGGAGGAGCCAUUAAACAAGUCAAAGGCAAAGGAUCUACCACUUGAUGUGUCUGCAGUUAAGUCAUUGGGAGUCUUAGACAAUUCUGCACUUAAAAGUCGAAUCCACUUGAACAAAAAGAGGAUGCAUCGACCACCAAAAAAGAGGAAAAAGGAGAAGCCAGAAGAGUUUUCCAAAUUCUAUACAUCCUGCACACCUGUGGACCUUCCGCACCACUUCCGUGCCUCUACAACCUCAUCCUCCAUUCAGUCGUUCACCACUUCAACUUCUUCUGCCAUUGCCUCUUCUGUAUUUUACACUAAUUUCACAAAUCGGACACCAUCCUGUGACUCUGAAGCUCCAAUAGCAUCUACGCCUGCUGAUGAGAAGCAAAAAGCCAAAGAAAAGGUCUUGAAACCAAAGCUGUGGAGGCUGAAGACUUAAUAAAUUAAUUUAGACAGGAACCUGAGAUGCGGAAAGGAAGUUCAUCAAAAGUUGCUUUAUAAAUAUGAAUAUACAUAGAAUACUGUCCAAUGACUCAAACUGUACACAAACUGACUCUGUGACUAAAUGCAUCAUGUCCACCAAAAGAUCAGACAUGCCUCAUAAGACUGCUAAAUAAACAACUACAAUAUACACACCUACAGCUGAAAGCAAUAAAUGGAUUCAGUUCAGUAAUUCUAA